AUGGAGGGCAGAAGCGUGAGUGUGCGGGCCCUUUCAGGUGAAGUUAUCUUCGCCAGGACACUUCCUUCGAACACACUCUGCGAUGAGUUGCGGCAGCUUGUAGCUGCUUCGCGUGAGCAGAGCUCGGAAACAGUUCAGCUGCUGCUCAAUGGGGUGUUGCUGGUCCGUGAGACUCUCACGAUCGAGGGCGCGGCGUUUGAGCAUGGCCAAUGCGCAGACGGAGCUCUGGAGUUCACUGCAGUGUUGGAGCCGAGUUUGAAGAGAUUCCCGCUGGAAAGGUGCAAAAGAACUCCAGGACUUUACGUCAGUGAGGUAAACAACCACCGUGUGACCCGCUGGGAUUUGGAGGGCCAGGGAUCUGGUGGAAGGAUUGUGGUCGGGGGAUUUGGGCGAGGCUCUGGGCUUGGCCAGCUCGCUGGGCCCAAGGGUCUUGCCUUCGACGAGCAUGGCGUUUUCUAUGUUGCAGAAGCUGGAAACCGUCGUGUCACCCGAUGGUGCCCACGGGAGGGUCCGGGAGCCUUAGCAGGCGGCGGCCAAACCGUCGUUGGCGAGGCCCGGGAGUGCGACAGAGGCGUUGGCGAACUGGAGGAGCCUGGUGGCAUCUGCCUCGGCCACAGGGGCGAGAUGUACGUCGCAGAUGUUCGAGGGCAUGCUGUUAGCUGCUGGAAUCAGGAUUUUCAGGACGCCUGCGUUGUAGCCGGUGGCCGUGGCCCGGGAGAUGGCUUGGAUCAGUUGGAUCGCCCGGUGGACGUGGCCGUCGACUCUACGGGUGUCCUGUAUGUGGCAGAGCUUGGCAACGACAGGGUGACCCGUUGGAAGGACAAGACAUGUGAAGUCAUUGCGGGUGGGAGGGGCUCUGGCGAUGCACUGGAGCAGCUGUCCUCGCCGACUGCGAUCUGCCUUCAAGAAUCCAAAGAUGGCGUCAGCGUCUUGGUGGCAGAGGCGGGGAACCAUCGCGUGAGCCGCUGGACACCUGGGAUGACACGCUGUGAAAUCGUUGUCGGAGGGGUGGGCUCUCUACCGGAGCUUGAAACCCCAAGUGGACUUUGCUAUGAUGCUACGGACGGUAGUAUCUAUGUCGCAGAGGCUGGCAGCAACCGAGUGACUCGCUGGAUGCCUGGAGCAACUUGCGGGACGGUCAUCGCCGGUGGAAACGGACGAGGCAGCGAUCUCAAUCAACUAAAUGGCCCCUCCAUGAUGGUCCUGGUGCCA
Messenger RNA from Symbiodinium sp. CCMP2592, 1212 nucleotides. NCBI's taxonomy places the organism in Eukaryota, Dinophyceae, Suessiales, Symbiodiniaceae. The record is from the annotation of a GenBank genome assembly.